AUGGAUGUGGAGUCCCUCUUCACUAAUGUCCCUGUCAAUGAGACCAUACAGAUGAUCCUGGACCGGGUGUAUGGGGACCCAACCACUCCAUCCCUGAACACCCCUGAGCACACCCCUUGUGCCCUCCUGGAAAUAUGCACUAAGAAGGCCUCCUUCUCCAACCACCGAGGCCGCAUGUACACCCAGAUUGACAGGGUGGCGAUGGGUUCUCCCCUCAGAGUCCUCUUUGCCAAUUUCUACAUAGGCACCGUGGAGCAGACUGUCUUCAAAGGCAUCAAUAAGCCAAGGAUGUAUGUGCCCUAUAUUGAUGACACCUUCGUCUGUGCCGAUUCCCAAGAAGAUAUUGAAGACCUGAGGUGUGCUUUCCAUGCCCACAACUGCCUGAAAUUUAUGAUCGAACAAAGCCAAGAUUGCCGCCUCCCCUUCCUCGACGUCCUUGUUGAGCAGGAGGAUUCAUUCAGCACAAAGGUCAAUAAAAAACCGACGAACCUGGGUAUGUGUACGAACGGCAUGAGCGAGUGCCCUGAGAAGUAUAAUCACUCCACCAUCAGCGCCUACGUCAGAAAAGCCCUCUUGCACUGCUCCUCCUUGAACGACACACACAGGAAGCUGCAAUGUGCUGUCCAGGUCCUCAUCAACAACAGACAUUCAAAUAGACACUGA
Macrobrachium nipponense is the source of this 663-nucleotide messenger RNA. RefSeq lists its product as uncharacterized. The transcript has a single exon. The record is from RefSeq and is a predicted model, not a curated record. The coding region runs from base 1 to 663 and encodes 220 amino acids. Lineage: Eukaryota; Metazoa; Arthropoda; Malacostraca; Decapoda; Palaemonidae.